Molecule: messenger RNA, 3192 nt
Organism: Rhizoctonia solani
Lineage: Eukaryota; Fungi; Basidiomycota; Agaricomycetes; Cantharellales; Ceratobasidiaceae
Product: Retrotransposable element Tf2 protein
Exons: 1
Coding region: 1-3192 (1063 amino acids)
Biological process (GO): DNA integration
Molecular function (GO): nucleic acid binding
Source: RefSeq, a predicted model, not a curated record
AUGCUUGAUGGGUCAAGCCCCCAGGCAGGCAAAAUCUGGAAAAAGGCCAAUUUAACCUUCUCCUUUGACGGCAAAUCAAUGACUGAGACCUUCCUCAUCUGCAACACAGGGUCUCAUGCUGCCAUCUUAGGACUGAAAUGGCUAGACGCUCAUAACCCAGAAAUUGAUUGGAACGCGCAAACCCUCUCCUUCCCUCACACACCACUGGAACACGUGGCCAUUGCCAAAGAAGAGGAAGCUGACAAAGACCCGCUUGAAGGAGUACCCCCAGAAUACCAUCAAUAUGCUAAGGUAUUUGGGGAGGAAGAAUUCAACAAGCUUCCACCACACCAGCACUACAACAUAGGGAUUGAACUCACCAAAGAAGGCCCCCUUAACUUGCCCCUCUACAGCAUGACCAACGCUGAGUCAUCCACGCUCAAGGACUGGCUUAGGGACAAACUCAAGGCUGGAAAGAUCCAUCCCAACAAGUCAUCUAUCAGUUCCCCCGUUAUGUUUGUACCCAAAAAAGAUGGUUCCUGUUGCCUUGUAGUUGACUACUGCUGCUUGAACAAUUGGACUAAAAAGAAUGUCUAUCCACUACCUUGCCCUGAUGACCUCAUGGCCCAGCUCUGUGGUGCCAAGAUCUUCACAAAGCUGGACCUACAAUGGGGUUACAAUAAUGUCCAAGUUAAGGAAGGCAACAAAUGGAAAACGGCUUUCCGCACCAAGUACAGCCUAUACAAGUCUCUGGUCAUGACAUUUGGUUUGACAAAUGCUCCCACCUCUUUCCAACACUUCAUGAACAACCUGUUCAAGGACUUAUUGGAUGUAUGCGUCAUCAUUUACCUUGAUGACAUCCUAAUCUACUCCAAGGAUGAUGCUUCUCACAUGCAACAUGUCCACAAAGUCCUAAGGCGUCUAAUGGAUAACCAGUUGUUCUGUAAGGCUUCAAAGUGUACCUUCCAUGUGACAUCUGUGGAGUAUCUGGGGAUCAUUGUAUUGGAUAAGGGAUUUAGCUUGGAUAAGCUCAAGAUUCAAGCGGUUCAAGAAUGGCCUACACCUACUAAGGUCAAGGAGGUCCAGUCCUUCCUUGGGUUUGCCAAUUUCCUCCGUUGGUUUGUGGCCAACUUCAGUCACCUGGCUAGACCCCUACACAAUCUGGUCAAGAAGGAUACACCAUGGAAAUGGGAUACCAAAGAGCAAGAAGCCUUCCAUGGACUGAAGGAUGCCAUUACCAACGCCCCAGUACUCUGUCACACAGACCCUACAAAACCUUACUUCCUUGAAACAGACGCAUCAGGUGCAGCCUUGGGUUCUAUACUAAGCCAACAACAGGAGGACGGAUGCCUACACCCCUUAGGGUUCCUAUCCAAAUCAUUCAAAGGGGCGGAACAGAACUACAAUAAACAUGAUAAGGAGUUGCUGGCCAUCAUCUGUUCCUUUGAGUACUGGCGUAUCUUCCUGGAGGGAACCCUACAUCCCAUUACUGUCUUCAUGGAUCACCAGAACUUAGAGUAUUGGAAGGAGUCUAGAACUUUCAACCGCUGCCAUGCACAAUGGCAUCUCCUUCUAGCCGGCUACAACUUCCAAAUUGUUUACUGCCCUGGGAAACAGUCAGGGAAACCGGACGCCCUUUCACGCCGCUCAGACCACGCCAAUAUUCCUCCUGCCAACCAGACCAUGCUUCUGGACCCCAUAUUUGCCAAUGUAGCUUUAGUCACCCCUGAGAAAGUACUACAACGCCAGAUUGAAUCUGCCCUGGAUCAGGACAAAUCACUAGAGGAGAUUCUACAAUUCCUACAAAACAAGUCAAAAGCCCCGCCUUCCAUCAAACGCGCCUUCAAAGACUACAAAAUGGAAGCAGGGUUAUUGUUCUACCAGGGACGCAUUGUAGUACCAGAUGUUGGGGCAUUAAGAACGGACUUACUUUGUAUCUUCCAUGACAGUCCCCUAGCAGGGCACCCAGGGAGACAACGUACCCUAGAGUUGUUGUCAAGGAACUACUACUGGCCCAGAAUCUGCGCUGAUACUUACUGGCACGUGGAUUCUUGCAAAACCUGCCAGCAAAUAAGGAAGCCCAAGUACGCGUCAUUGCCACCCCAACCAUUAGAACUCCCUUCCAGACCCUGGCAACAUGUUUCCUACAAUAUGAUUGUGGACCUGCCCAAGGACGGAAACUGCAACUUGAUCUUGGUCAUUAUUGACAGCUUCACCAAGUACGGGAUAUUUGUCAAAUGUUCCAAAAAACUUAAAGCCCCUGAGCUAGCAGAACUGUUUCUGGAAAACAUAUGGAAACGGCAUGGCAUGCCCAAGAAAACAGUCUCAGACAGAGGAAGGGUUUUCAAUAAUAAAUUCCUAAAGGCACUGUACAAACGCCUGGGAAUAGACCCCCACUUCUCCUUGGCAUACCACCCCCAGAGCAACAGCCAAACAGAACAAGUGAACCUGUCAAUAGAACAUUUCCUUAGGGCUUACUCAGGAAUUAACCAAAGGGACUGGACCAAGUGGCUCCCAAUGGUGGAAUUUGCGUACAACAAUGUGGUACAUAGCAGCACAGGGAAGACCCCCUUCAAAGCCCUGUACGGUUGGGAACCUACACUAACCCCGUCUAAUGUUCCAACGGAUGUACCGGAAGCAGACAAACUUGCCAAAUCAAUGGAAGCCCAAUGGAGAGAAGUAGAAGCCGCCCUGCAACAGUCCAAGGUACAAAUGGUUGCCGGAGAAAUGGGAAUCCCAAUAGAAUUUGAGGUUGGAGAAGAAGCAUGGUUGGAUGCCAAAAACGUCAAACUCAAAACCCUGAGUCCCAAAUUGACGGAGCAACAACUGGGACCCUUUAAGGUUAUUGAGAAGAUCUCCAACCAAGCAUACCGCCUAGAACUCCCUUCAACAAUGCAAAUCCACAAUGUCUUCUAUGUAGGAUUACUGUCCAAAGUCAAACAAGACAAUAAGCAGACCUUCAAAAACCGCCUGCCACCAAUCACUGUGGAUGGGGAAGAGGAAUACAAGGUUGAGGGCAUAACAGAUGCAGAGGAACAAGAUGGGAAGUGGUUCUUUAGGGUGAAAUGGAAGGGAUACGGGUCAGAAGAAAACACGUGGGAGCCCCAGGAGAAUCUGAAAAAUGCCGGGAAAAUUUUAAAGAAAUAUGAGGAAGAAAUGAAAAAGAAGGCCCUUGGCGCUGCCAAGGCCCUUAAAGGGGGGGCAGUGUUGUAG